AUGAAUGUAUGCAGGGUCUCGUGGGCCUACAACUGGGACUCGACCAAGAGUGGCAGCCUGGCCUCGGGUGUUGAGUAUGUACCUAUGCUCUGGGGCACGAGCUCCGACCACACCUCGGCCUGGACCACCCACGCAAAUGCUGCGAUCUCUAGCGGUUCCACGCAUCUGCUCGGAUUCAACGAACCCGACCUGUCCUCCCAAUCCAACCUUUCUCCGUCUGCCGCCGCGGCCGCAUGGAAGACUUACAUGGAACCCUUCGCCGGCAAAGCCAAGCUCGUCUCGCCCGCGAUCACCAACGGCGCCGCGCCCAUGGGUACCGCCUGGCUCGACGACUUCCUUUCCGCCUGCAGCGGCUGCACGAUUGACGCCAUCGCGAUCCACAUCUACGACGCCGCCAGCAAUACCGCCUACUUCCAGAACUACAUCUCCGACAUCGGCACCAAGUACGGCAAGCCGGUCUGGGUCACCGAGUUCGGCGCGACGGGUUCGACGAGCGACCAGCAGACGUUCCUUGAGACGAUGCUGCCCUUCCUCGACGGCCUUUCCUCGGUCGAGCGCUACAGCUACUUCGGCGACUUCUCCGGCACGUUCGUCGAUUCGAGCAACAAGCUGCUCGCCCUCGGCGAGACCUACGCCUCGGCCUGA
Molecule: messenger RNA, 645 nt
Organism: Punctularia strigosozonata HHB-11173 SS5
Lineage: Eukaryota; Fungi; Basidiomycota; Agaricomycetes; Corticiales; Punctulariaceae
Exons: 2
Coding region: 1-645 (214 amino acids)
Biological process (GO): fungal-type cell wall polysaccharide metabolic process
Cellular component (GO): fungal-type cell wall
Source: RefSeq, a predicted model, not a curated record